AUGGCCACGGCGCGCGCGAGUAGGCGCCUGGCCCCGGGCGACAACGCGCACGCGCCGCACCCGCACGCCACGCCGGCGGUCGGCCCCGUGUCGUCCGGCUCCGGCUCCGGCGGCGGCGGGCGGGCGCAGGAGUUCAACCUGUCCUCGGGCGCGGCCACGGCCGUGGUGUUCGUCUCCAUCCUGCUCUGCUUCAUCCUCCUCUGCACCUACUGCCGUUGCGCGCGGCAGCGGGCAGUGACGGAAGCGCGCCGCCGCGUCAUGCGCGACCUCGCCCCGGGCGUGGCGCUCUUCCUCCGCCCCUCCGCGGCCGCGCUGCCGCCCGUGGUGCCGUACGCGGCCGCGGCCGCCAGCGCCGGAGCCGCCAAGAAGAAGGGCCUGAUGCCCGAGGACUGCCCCAUUUGCCUCGAGCCCUUCGGCGACGACGACGGCGUCAGGGUCGUCCCCGCGUGCGGCCACCUCUACCACGCGCCCUGCAUCGACCGCUGGCUCGACGUCCGCAACUCCUGCCCCGUCUGCCGCUGCGCCGUGGCCACCCUCUACGCCGCCGCCGACCGCGACAGGGACGCCGCGGCGGUGGCCGACGGUGCCCACGACGACGACGACGAUCAGGAGGCCGUCCUGCAGCGCGUCGUCGCGAUGAUCGAAGCCAUAAGAGACGAACAGAGAGAAGACGCGGUGGCGCGGCGCGCGGCGGCCGGCGGAGGCGGAGGGUCAUGA
Molecule: messenger RNA, 717 nt
Organism: Miscanthus lutarioriparius
Lineage: Eukaryota; Viridiplantae; Streptophyta; Magnoliopsida; Poales; Poaceae
Source: the annotation of a GenBank genome assembly